AAUUUGAAUCUGUUUUCGGAAUGAAGACUUUUUCUAAAAUUAUAAACCAGAAAAAGUUAUUUUCUAAUGCAUAUUAUGGGUUUCUGUGGCCCAUUAAAAACGGAAGAGCAGUAAAUUCUGUGCCUGUUGUAUCUGGAUUUACUUAUUCUGUUUUGCUGCUGACUAGAUUCCAAUUUUGUAUCGCCCAAAAUGGCAGACUAGUUGAUUGAUUAAACAUUAACUUUCGGCACCGAGAUUAUGUUCUGACUUACAAUAGUUCGUCUACUUCCAGUUCUGGGCAACAAGAUUCAAAAAUCUGAUACCUCAGGCAUUUUUCAAAAUGUAUUCAUAAGAAAGGUCCGCAUUAUUGGAAACACCAUUAGCGUUUGGUUUGAGCCGAAAAAUUCGAAGAAAACGACCGUUGUACUCUUGCAUUUAUGAACUAUGCACAUCGUGAAAGCGAACUGUGAUUACGCGAACAGAAUCUUUGAGCUGCGUGACAGCACGUUGUAUGACAAAAAUUAGGAAGAAAUGGACGAAGAAGUGAAGAAUUAUGUCAGAGGUACACUUAAAAUUGUCCGAAGAAGUAGGAGAGAAUCAUUUGGAUUUGAAGUGCUAUCCAGUCUCGAACUUCCUCACUUGUCCACAGGUUUGAGUUGCAAUUUUAAGAAUGGAGUCAAGUGCUGUUUCGGUGGUUUCGAUGUGCUGCGGAUGGUGUGUUGUGAUGACAAUAUGAGAUUUAAUCAAACGUAUUGUGUUCGAAAAUCGGAAAUAGUAAAGAAAGUUAUGUGGAUUCCCGACCACUUUCGUAAAUAUCCGGAAAUAUUAUUAGUCGCGUGCCAGGAUUUGUGGCUUUACGAAUGUGAAAAUAUGAAAUUAAUACCACGCUGGCGUGCUGGAUUUGGGAAUAAAAUAAACCCAAUUGUUAAUUUUGACUGGAGUUAUUGGGAUCCUUCUUAUAUAUCAACGAUACAAAAGAAUGGCGAUUGCGUGUUAUGGUCGAUGGAGAAAGAACAAGAAAUAUUUCGAUUACCAUCCGAAUUUCUCUACAAACCGAAAUUGAAAACCGGUUCACAAAACAAUUCAAAUUGUCAUAUGGGAUUAUGCUUUUGCCGCAAUGUACUGAAUAAUUGUUUAAUCACUUACGGUGAGAAUACUUCGAAUUUUAUGCAAGAUAUGAGAUGCCCUACUCCGAAAUACGCGUUAACUUUUCGCGAACCGAUACUCGACAUAAAAUGCUCUUUUUGUAAUCCUUGGCAUGUUGCAUAUUUCUUCAGAAAUAAGGUAUUGGUAAUAGAUGUUAGACGUCCGGAAGAACAAAAGUAUAAAUUUAAGAAAUUUCCUUGUGAUGUAGGUACUUGUAUCUCUUGGUCUCCAUUCAAAGAUGAAAUUGCUAUUGGAACAUCAUCAGGACGAUGUAUAUUUUGGGAUUUAGAAAGAAAUGAAUAUUUAAGUAUCUUUCACGAUACAAUUAAUUUCAUAAAGAAAGUCACUUAUCAUCAUUCUAAAGAAGUUCUGUUUAUUAAUUGUUAAAUGGUUUUUAUUAAAAAUUUAUUUAAAUAUUAAUAUUUUAAUAGAUUUUAAAUGUUAACUCGAAUUUUUCUUUUAAAUUAAUAAAAAUAUUCAUGAAUUUGGCAAAAUUUUUGUAAAUUUAUGUUCAUUUUUAAAUGAUGGAUUCAUGGAAAUGCGAUGGAUUCGAUUGAAUUGUUAAAUUUUUGUAACAAAUUAAGUCAAUGGAAAUAUUUUUUAAUAUUACAAUACGUUAGAGUGCCAAUAAAGAGUAGGUUUUGAAAAUAGAAAAUUUAUACAAUUAUACAUAAUGUAAAUCGUAAAGCCAUAAAGCGGGUCUACUGUAUACAGAUGCAAGAAAUUUAGUUCAUAUUCAAUUUUUAUAAUUUAGAGCUCUUUCUAUUAACAACUAUUGAUAGAAAUGUCGGAAGAACUAUUGGAGAAAUGUGAGCAAAAUGUUAUAUAAAUAUUGUGAGGAGUGAACCUGCGGUUUCGAUUUUCGAAAAAAAUUUUACGUCACAAUUCAGCCUCUAGGGGAAAAUUUGGCCCUUCUCUUCCUUUUAAUGUGCAAAUCACAUACGCUUUGUAACAAAUUUCGGUUAUAAAACAUAUCAAAUAACGUUCUUCACAAUUCUUUACAUUUAAAUCUUUAAUGAACGAUGAUGCGCUGAUGAUUAUCCAAAUUGAAUCAUUUAAUUUCCUGCAAAAUGAAUAUAACCAGUCGGAAAUUUAUUUACCGUACUUACUUCAUGUUAAUUUAAGUUAUAUGAAUACUCUUUUUAAAGUUUCUCUUAAUUUUAAUGUAUUUGAGUUGAAGUGCUGAUGAGACAUAUGUAGAAAUAUAGCAUCGACUUACACAUUACUCAUCUGAUUUCAAGCAAGUUAGAACACAAAUACAGUUGUCCCUCUAUAGUCCGAUGUUUUUUAAUCCGACAUGCU
This is a messenger RNA of Centruroides sculpturatus (bark scorpion), 2427 nucleotides long. RefSeq lists its product as uncharacterized. The coding region runs from base 511 to 1512 and encodes 333 amino acids. The record is from RefSeq and is a predicted model, not a curated record. Gene Ontology annotation, cellular component: nucleus. Lineage: Eukaryota; Metazoa; Arthropoda; Arachnida; Scorpiones; Buthidae. Gene Ontology annotation, molecular function: protein binding. The transcript has 7 exons.